This is a messenger RNA of Chaetomium strumarium, 1009 nucleotides long. Its product is annotated as ribonuclease H-like domain-containing protein. The transcript is spliced from 4 exons. Bases 134 to 730 code for a protein of 198 amino acids. The record is from RefSeq and is a predicted model, not a curated record. NCBI's taxonomy places the organism in Eukaryota, Fungi, Ascomycota, Sordariomycetes, Sordariales, Chaetomiaceae. Gene Ontology annotation, molecular function: 3'-5'-RNA exonuclease activity; nucleic acid binding. Gene Ontology annotation, cellular component: mitochondrion.
AACCGAUAAUGCACUGUGCUAGUGACUUAAUCGCUUUCCAGGGGCCUUCCCCAGGGCCGUGCACCAUCAAGUAUAACGCAAUUAACUCUAUUAGGUGGUCGACAUAAUUGACCGUAUCUACCUGACCUUAGACAUGUCUCAGUCUGUUGUCACAGUUGCUGAAGAGAUUCAGCGGCGAGAGGCCCUGGUCUGGAUCGACUGCGAGAUGACCGGCCUUGACCCUGACACAGACUCCAUCAUUGAGAUCUACUGCCUCAUCACCAAUGGCCAGCUUGAUCUGCUCGACGACUCCGGUUGGGGCACUGUCAUCCACCAGACGCCAGAGCGGAUGGCAAUGAUGGACGAAUGGUGCACCCGCGUUCACGGCGACAGCGGCCUCACCGCCGCUGUCAUCGAGUCCACCGUGACUCCAGAGCAGGCGGCCGACGGCCUGUUGGCGUACGUUCAGAAGCAUAUUCCCGAGAAAGGUGUAGCACUUCUGGCCGGGAACAGCGUGCACGCCGACCGGGCUUUUCUCCGGAAGGAGCCAUACCGGAAAGUUCUCGAUUACCUGCACUAUCGUAUUUUGGACGUGAGCAGCAUCAAAGAAGCGGCACGAAGAUGGUGCCCAGAAGUCGCCUCGGCAGCCCCCCGCAAGAGAGGCUUACACCAGGCAAGGGAAGACAUACUCGAGAGCAUUGAGGAGGCCAAGUAUUACAAGGACGCUAUUUUCCGGGUCUCCAGGUCUUGAGCCGACCAUGGGACACCCGCCUCGACGUUUCAUCCUGUGGCCACUGUCCGCCGGGACAGAAAAGCAAGCAAUCACUUUAUUCACAUGAGAUUCCGAGUGUAACUGCGCCUCUAGCAGUUUAUUAUCUUGAACUGCACACGAACCUUGCGCGAUACAACUAAGUUCUCACAUCCGGCUCGUCCCGGCCGACGAAUUCCUUGAACUUCAGGAGUUCCGUCGCCAUCUUGAUCUCGGGACCAAGGAAGUCCUGGGCGUCCAUAUCAUAAGUGGCAGGGUCGC